Messenger RNA from Nematocida ausubeli, 1263 nucleotides. RefSeq lists its product as uncharacterized. The record is from RefSeq and is a predicted model, not a curated record. Bases 1 to 1263 code for a protein of 420 amino acids. The transcript has a single exon. Lineage: Eukaryota; Fungi; Microsporidia.
AUGGAGAAAAAGGACAAAGUCAUUAUGUGGCUGGCACAGGAUGAGAUAGACAGCAUGCAGGCGUACACAGAAGAACUUAUGCAGAAUGGAAUUCCAACAUGCGCCAGGAUAGCCAUGUGGGGUCUGGCAUUCACUAAGUCCUGGUACAGAAGAAUUGAGAGGCCGCAGUUUGCAAUUUACAACACAAUUCUUAAGUGCAGGAAGAAGCUUCCAUGCCCAGACUGCUACAAAAAGAUCCUUCAAAAGGAGCAGGAGGAAAGAGAUAAAAAGAAGGGCCUGAAGGGCAUGCUGGAUACAUUCAGUGAAGUGAUGAAUGCGCCCUCUCCUUCAGUGAAUAAGGAAGGAGAUCAAGAGAAGGAGGAAAGUGGGAAAGAAAAAGAAGAAAAUAGCAAAGAAAAGGAGGAAGAGAAAAAUAAAGAAAAGGAAGGUAAAGAUAGUCAGAGUGAUGCAGAAAGUCAGGAAGAGAGUGAAGAUGAAGAUAGUGACCUUCUCUCAGAUGAAGCAAUUCAGUCAAUUAUUGGGCACUUAGAUUGCGACUUCUCUAAGGAUGAAGGAGGAAAAAAGUCAGAGAAGGAGAGAGCAUAUACAAUGCGCAUUGUAAGAUAUGCCCUUAGACGGUCCUACGAGUACAAUAUGCUUGUGUCUCAUGAAAGAGUCCAUAAGAAGAAUGUAGAUAAGAUAUUCAGUCUGUGCAUUGGAGCAUUCUCUUAUUUCUCUGCGUACCACAUUGAAAACCUGUUUAAAGUGGCUUUUUUCCUGGCUUCAAAUAUUAAUGGAAUAUUCUUCACAAAAAAGGGGCAGAGUAUGACAAAAAAGGAGUUUGAUAGAUUCCUUCUGUUUCUGCAGAAUACAGCAGCCCUGAGUAAGAAUAAGUUUAUGGUGCUUAUUGAUACAAUAUCCACACUAAACCAGGAAAUUCUCACUCAGUUUAUAUUUGAUAUAAUAAAGGGAGAUGUCUCUGUGUCAGGUGUGCAGAAGGAUUUGUUUGAAAAGUACUCCAAGAAAAGUGCAGCUGAAAUUGACGAGUUUAAGAAGAAGAACCCAUUCUCACUGUUGGCCACAUUCACUCCUCGUAUCAUUAUACUGCACCAGAAGGAGAACAAGACGCUUGAUGAAUUGAAGCGAGAGAAUGCAUACCUAAAGGAGAAUAUAGAAACCCUUCUAGGUGAUCUGAAGCACUCAAACACGUGUGGGUUUAUUGCGCAGCUGAAGAAGGAUCUGGAAGAAAAAGAAGAAGAGAUCAAAAGACUUUCAAAUAAAUAG